AUGGCAACCGUCCUCACUGCGGAGGAGCUAGGCUCCUUGAAAUACAGCGACCUACAGAACUUGGCCAAGAGUUUGGGCCUCCAGGCUAACUUGAGGGCAAACAAGCUCUUAAAGGCUUUGAAAACCCACCUUAAACAGGAAGCACAAAAAGAAAAUAAGAAUCAGGAUGAAAGAAGAAAGAAACACCACUCCUCUCAUGAAAUGAAGAAGCAGUCCAGCAGUGAGCAAGGGGUAAUGACACCCAAGCCUCCAGGAAGCCUCUCCACAGCUUGCACUCCCGCCAGCCAGCAGCGCUCACAAGGCCACUCAGGGACGAAAAUGAACGUCAGAUUUUCAGCUGCAACUAAAGAUAAUGAGCAUAAGCGUUCACUGACCAAGACUCCAGCCAGAAAGUCUCCACAUGUCACCAUGGCUGAGAACAUGGCAAAAGGCCAGACUGUUUUCAGGACACCCACGUUAAAGACCACAAAGGGGAAGUCUGCUGCUACUGUUAUUACUCCAUUCAAGUUGACAACUGUGGGAAUGCAGACUCUUGUCUCCAAUAAGAAACCAGUAUUUGACCUCAAAGCAAGUUUGUCUCGUCCCCUGAACUAUGAGCCCCAUAAAGGAAAGUUGAAACCAUGGGGGCAAUCUAAAGAAAAUAAUUCUCUGAAUGAACAUGUGAGCAGAGUAAGUUUCCAUAAGAAAACUUACAAACAACCUCCUAUCCAGACCAGGGAAGAGCAACGGAAGAAACACGAGCAAGAAUGGAAGGAGAAGAAAGCCAAGGUUCUGGGAGCUCACAGGGGCCUUAUUAUGGUUAAAGACAAAUGAUUUUUAACCCCUGUAAAUAUUACUUCAUUCUGAAUUUGCUUUCCUUGUAUAAAUAUUUCUACACUGUCCUUUUUUUCCUACAGAUAACUUUUGUUCAUUAUCUAUGUAGUGUGAGUACUUAAUGUCCACAGCUCUGAAAGUUAUAAACAUCUUAAAGCUCAUAAAUUCUGUAGAAUGGCUUUAAGUGUUUGUAUAGCUCAAUUUUCUGAUGAGACCCAUCCCAGAUUCUUAACCUAGAUCUGUAAUGUUAACAUCCUGUUUGCUGGUGCUAAUAUUAACAGACUGGCAGUCCUCUUCCAGCUCGCAGCAUCUACCCAAGGGCAGUGAGCUGCACUACAAGCUUCAAUAGAAUCUGAACAAUGUUAA
Octodon degus (degu) is the source of this 1179-nucleotide messenger RNA. Its product is annotated as nucleolar and spindle-associated protein 1-like. NCBI's taxonomy places the organism in Eukaryota, Metazoa, Chordata, Mammalia, Rodentia, Octodontidae. Gene Ontology annotation, biological process: establishment of mitotic spindle localization; mitotic chromosome condensation; mitotic cytokinesis. The coding region runs from base 1 to 813 and encodes 270 amino acids. Gene Ontology annotation, cellular component: mitotic spindle; microtubule; nucleolus. The record is from RefSeq and is a predicted model, not a curated record. Gene Ontology annotation, molecular function: microtubule binding. The transcript is spliced from 3 exons.